Molecule: messenger RNA, 5271 nt
Organism: Durusdinium trenchii
Lineage: Eukaryota; Dinophyceae; Suessiales; Symbiodiniaceae
Source: the annotation of a GenBank genome assembly
AUGGCCCGGAGAGGGAGCGGCGAACCAGAGGUCUACGAGUUGUCGCAGAACGAAUGGGAGACCGUUGGCGAUGGCCUCGCGGAAGAAGAGGACGUGACCGAGCAGAUGGAGGCCGAGCCGGAAUUGGAGGUGAGGACCCCACUUCGGACAGUUCGCAGGAGCACAAUCUCCCGGAUGGUCAAGAAGCCUACAUCACAGAGUCCACCGGGCAAGAGGUCAGGGAAGCCCACAGCUCGAGCAGAAGCAUCACCGGCGAAGAUGAAGGGGACGGCAGCAGCAUCGUCGAGCGAACAAGUGGACAUGGGCAGGAUGCAAGCCAUGUUCGCGCAGAUGCAACAAUGGAUGAUGCAGCAGAAAUCGUCGCUGGAGGAAGAGGAUCCGGUGGUGGACGAGAAGCCUUCCAGGCGAGGUCGCAGCAAGGAGCCGAUGCCGCAGUCGGAGAAGGUCAAGAAGACGCCGCGGGCGGUCCGGACAGCGGCCCUGACAGGAGACGAGGCUCCGUUCCCGUCGCUGUCGACCCAGUUCUCAGCGGAUCCCACCAUGAACCUCAUGCUGAGCCUCAAAUCCCAGACGUUGGUGUUCAAAUGGAAGCUCCUCUUACUCCUGCUGCGGGUGAAGGGCGCAGUCGAGGUGGACCCCAAGAAGAAGUGGCGGCGAAAUCCUCGCUGGGUGAUGAAGAUGCACGGCAACCACAUCGCGUCGCUUUGGGGUCGCCUGGCUCGGACAGUAGAAGAGAAGCACUACAAGGGUGGCGACCAUGAGCUGGCGAAUGACCCAGUGGGGGACGAGAGCUACGCUGGGGCGGCCUCCGUGACGGCGAAUGACCCACCCGAGGAGUAUGCCAUGACCAUGGUGGACGACGCGGAGACGGGUGAGUUUGGCAGGGCGUUGAAUGAUGAACUUCGCAGCCCGGUCAAUUCGGCCGCUGCGCCAUCAUUUCGAAAGCCCCUCAAUCGUCGACAGACGAGGACGCUUCAGCAAGGAGUGCAACGAGCCCUGCAGACCCACAACAAGAUGUUUGAUGUCCUGGAUGCGAAGGUCAACAUGAAGGAAUGUUGGACCCUUCUCGAAGUCUUUGCCGGGCGCGCUCGAUUGUCUGACUUGGCCCGGCGACGGGGAACCUGCUGGCGGGUGUUACCUCCUCAAGAUGUCCUGUACGGGCUGGAUCUGUUACAGGAAGGCGAGCUGCAACUCUUGAAGGAUGUGAUUCGCACACAACAGCCUGAUGUCAUCACCCUCGCCCUACGGCUUCCGAUCAUGUCCCGUCGGCAACAAGUUCAUCAAAAGGUGGUACACUUGUGUCAAUUGGGCCUCAGAGAUCGGAUAUCAGGGCAGCCACAUAAGAAGCCCACAGCCGUGCAGAUGAACCACCCGGCUUUGGAGACGGCGAUGUUUCCGGAGAAGGUCUGUGGCUGUCAGCCGGGAGCACAUCAAACUAUUGAAGGCACUGUGAGGAUUCGGGAUCCGAUAGAAGGAACAGUGAAGUCGGUGAAGCGAUCCACACUGGCUGCGGAAUGGACAGAGCCAUUCUGCAAUUGGCUACUUCACGGCCUUGAGGCCUUGCGAGAAGAGGGAACCGACUGCGUGUUGGACUUGGAACAGCCCACGCCUGCUUCACAAAUGUGGGAUACAGUGCCUGUGGAGGUGGAGAAGUCAGCUGAAGGGCAGAUCAGACAACAGCUGGCGGCAGCGGAUGGCCUGCACAAGUACGAUUACAUCACCUUCUUGGGCAGUUCAGGUGCCCUACCUCGGAAGAUGAGAUCGACCCUGGCCCAUCUGCAUGUCGCUCUCGGUCACAUUGGGAACGACAAGCUGGCCCGCAUGAUGUCACAAAAUGGAGCCAAGCGAGUGGUCCUGGAGGCGAUCAAGCAGUUGGAUUGUCAAGUGUGUAAAAGGGUGACGGCACCACACAUUACGCCUAAGGCUGCAUUUGCUCGGCCGAUGUCCUUCAAUGUCAGACUGGUGACGGACACCUUCUAUGUGUGGGAUGCCAAACUACGCAAGUUUGCGGUCACCCACGUGAUGGACGCAUUCUCGUUGUACCGUUGGAUGGCGACAGUGGACGAGAUGGAGGCAACUCGGGUGACGAAGGAGGCCUUACAGGACCUGGCGAAGCAGCUGAGCUCAGGCAGAGUGAAUGCAGAUAUCCUGGAGGACGACAUCCCAGAACAGCCACCUGAAUAUCAACCUGAUGGUCGGUAUCCACAGAUGGAGUUCAGUGAUGAAGAGGAUUCGCCUGAGGCACCGGUUGGGCCGGAUGAGUUGAGGAAGGCAACAUCAGUCCUGGAUGACGUGCCCAUGUCAGUCGCCCAAGGUGUACAGAGUGGUCGACACUCGGCCCCUGAUCGGUCAACUCGCCGGAGAGUGGGUCCAGCCCCGGCGGAGGCUUCAUCAAUCCGGGCGACAGUAGCAUCUUCUUCAGCAGAUGACCCGGCGUUGAGGACGGUGAGGCAGAAGAGAGAUUUCUAUGAGGAGGCCUUCAAGACCACUCAGGAACACCUCAAGAAGAUGAAGAAGAAGCUUGAGCCCCAGUCUACCCUCAUCGUAAAGCCAGUCGCUACGUCUCCGGAGAUGGAAGAGUCGGAGCAGAGCGGAGAAGUGGAGGAUGCACUGGUCACUUCCGAGUCGGCAGAUACUAACGUGACCUCAGUCGACUCGCCCUUCAUCGACGUCGACUUGUUCGCCCUGCCUUCGGUGACGGAUGAUGCCGGCCUGCAACAUGAAGUGCCCAGCCAGAUGUUCGUUACAGAUAUGCUUCUGGAGAGUGUUCCGUUGGAGAGGCCGUUCGAUGUGUUGGAGGCCCGAAGCCGGACCCCUCGAGGCUUUAGUCAAGUGGGGAUCCGACGGCAUCCUACUCCGUCGACGAGGGCAAAGGUGACCUCUACAAAAUGGCGCCAGCUGGGUGACGUUCCCGGAAGACUACGACGGCCUUUGACCCAAGCAGAGUUGGUUGAGGCAUACCACAAAGGUGGUUUUGAUGACUUCCACAUCACCCGAGGCCCUGAAGGUGACUACUGGUUGCACUCCCCAUUUCAGCGAGAGCUUUGGAGAGUGCAUAUUCAACCUCGACGACGCAUGUUUGUCCCUGGCGCCAUUCCAGAUGAAGAUCACCCACAGGAUGCUGAACCACUACCUGCUGGAGUUCGCGGAUUACAUGGGCUUCGAACUACGCAGGUGGGAUACUUGGCGCCUUCCAACACCAAAGACUAUAUCCUGGACAACCUCUACUGGAAGGGGUGGAAUACGGCCUUGGACCCUGGCUCGCCAAUGGAGGGGUGUGACCCGUUUUCUGACUUUGGAUCCGAUCCCGGAUCAUCCAGUCCUGGCAACGUGGAUGUGAUAGCUGACUCCUCCAUGACUACGAACUAUGUGGAGUUGGCUUUGGAGGUGUUGGCCACCUUUGAGGUCUUUGAGAGCAACAACCCGUUGGUCCAUCCUGACCCGCAUCCACACUGGCGGGGGCGGCAAGAGUUGGCUGAAGAUGACCCGUCACACACCUCUUUGGUGGACAUUCCAAAGCCGCCUACUGGGAAGAUACGACUCGAACUUCAAUGGUCCCAGCUAAGUCCGGCAUGGCAGCAGGCAUUUGAGGAUCCGAUCAAGGAUGCUUUGGAUAUCUACUUCAAACACGAUGCCCUGACCCAUGUCAUGCCGGACGAGAAGAUCUUGGAUGAGGAGGUGCUCCCCAGCAGGUUCGUGCUCGUCAACAAAGCGGACCCGAAGAAUCAGCACCCAGAGGACUCUGACUUGGAGGAGGCCAAGUUGAAGGCACGGCUUGUCAUCGCCGGGCACAAGGAUCAACGUGCUGGUGACUUUGAGACCCAGGCUCCGACAGCUUCCCUCCUGUCCCACAAUUUUUUGUGCUUCGUCGCUGCCCAGUACAAGUGGCGAAUGUUUUUUGCCGACAUUUCAGCGGCAUUCUUACAGGGAGAUUAUCUUCCAGAGGGCCGAAGGGUCUUCAUCCGGUCGCCCAAGAACUACCCGAUGUUUGUCCGGGAGUUCCUCAUGACCAAGAUACCUCCGGGGGCGAGGACGGACCUGUUCCGCAUGAAGAAGGCUGGAUUUGGUUUGGCCGAGAGUCCGAGAUUGUGGUACCAGAGGUUCAAGCGGGACAUCAUGAGCAUUGGCGGUCGUGAGCUAGCCCUGGCGCCUGGGGUGUUCUCGUUUUGUGGACCCGAUGGUCAGAUCUGGGCCCUUUUGGCGGUGCACGUUGAUGAUGUGAGACUGAUCUGCAGUCCAAGAGCCGAAGAAGAUUUGUGGCCAAGUCUGAAGCGGCUUUUCACCUUCGGUGAUUGGGUCCACCCCAAGGACUUUGUGAAGUUCUGUGGCCGCUACGAGAAGCAGAUGGAGGACUUCUCGGUGGUGAUCCAGAUGGACGAGUAUGGCACCAAGAUCAAAGAGCCUCCGGUUCGUGCAGCUGGCCAGACUUUGGAACCUCUUACUCCGAAUGAGAGGUCAUGGAUUGGCACGAUCAUUGGGCAGGUGAGCUGGCUAGCACGACAAGUUCGAGGAGAUUUGCUCUUUGGAUGCUCCCGGAUUCAACAGCUCGCGGGGGUUGGGGAUGCCUCCGCAUUGCAAGAGUUGAAGAUUUUGGUUGAUCGAGCCCGCGUUCCACGACGGCAAGUGUUUCGACACCUGGGAUGCGACCUGGAGACGAUGGUGGUGCUUGGGGUGUCGGACGCAUCCUUCAGUGGCAUGCCGCGUGGAAGAUCGCAAGGCGGUUCAGUUCUUUUGGUGGCCAACCCGACGAUCCUGGAGGGAGAGGCUCGCGUGAAUGUCCUCACGUUCCAUUCAUCGCUGCUCAAGCGGGUGGUUCGAUCAUCAUUGGCUGCGGAGAUUAGUCAGGCAGCCACGGUGAUGGAAGAAGCGGACUUCCUCCGCGCCUUGAUGGCCGAGGCUUUGGAUCCUGCCUUCCAGCUGCGAAAUUGGAUGGCAUCGGUGGCGAAGUGGCGCCAGCUAGCAGUUUUGGAUUCGAGGACAGGAUACGACCUCCUCAACGGCACCUCCCUCGGUGAAGACAAGAGGUUGGCGAUUGACGUCGCCAGCAUGCGACAAGCCUUGCAGGAGGACGGAGCCGCCCGAGCAGUCCGUUGGGUACCAGGAGAAGAGAUCUUGGCCGACGAUCUCACCAAGCUGAUCGGAAACGGUCGGCUCAUGGACGUGCUCGAGGGUGGCUCGUGGGCCUUGAAGGACACCGAGACCGCGAAGCAACUGAGGGCGGACGCGGCGGUCCGGAAGCGGGCGUACCGUCAGCGACGGAACGCUCGAUAG